UGUACGGAAAUGUGCGUGACGGCUAACUUGAUUAUUGACCUUCGUCCCGGAAGUACAUUGUAAUGAGCAACAACUUAGCUGCAUACUAGGUGUUUAUGCUGAUGUUUUAAGACAGAACGGAAAAAUGUCACAGCAAACAAUCACGGUGACAGUUGCACAUGGGUCAGCGAAGCACAGCCUCACAUUAGCCGGUCACGACGACGGAACAGGUCCAACUGUUAAAGACCUUUCAGAUGUUCUUUGUCAAACCACCGGAGUCCCAGCAGCGUCACAGAAACUCAUUUUUAAAGGAAAGUCACUGAAAGACUUAGAGGAGAGUUUAUCCAGCUAUGGAAUCAAAGAUGGAUGCAAGCUUAUGAUGAUCGGAAAACGGAACAGUCCAGAGGAAGAGGCCGCACUGAAAAAGCUGAAAGAAAUUGAGAAGUCGGUGGAACAAACGGCUAAAAAACUGGAGAAAAUAGAUCGGGAGUUUAUUGGACUGAAAAACGGUUUUCUCGCCAAAGAUUUGCAGGCAGAAGCACUGGGUAAACUGGACCAUAGAGUGAAAAUAGCAUCAGAGCACUUCAUGAAGAUUCUGGAGCAGAUAGAUGACUUGAGUGUUCCUGAAAACUUCAGUGACUGCAGAAUGAAGAAAAAGGCACUUGUAAAAACAGUGCAGGGUUUCUUGGGGCAGUGCGACAAGCUCGAAGCCUUUAUAGGAAACCAUCUAUCCAAGAUCCAGUCUAAAAACCUUGCCUUGGCCGACUAGAGCUACAAAGCCUUGUUUACGUUGCUCUGUGAGCAGCUGCAAAAUGUACAGGAAGCUUCGACUUUGGAGCAGAAACUUAUGUGUAUUUAUUGAUAGUGUGAUGGCACUGCGUAUGAAAUCCAUUGUCACAUUUCAAAUGCAGGUUGACAAUAUUUACUCUUGAUACAACAUGAACACCGUUACAGUACUAAUACUGUACUUCAACUGAAAUACUUAUUUGACCUGCAUACUUUGUGGAAAUUUUUGACAGGUUUUAGAAAAAAAAAAGUUUUACUGUUCAAAUCUAAAGUGACACUUUCCAGCUAUUCCCACAUUCUUGACUCCGGUGGAUUAUUUUUGUGUGUCUUUGAAACGUGUAAUUGUUUGAACUACAUGUACGCAAACUAUUCAAACAACCACAUCUUGUCCAUUGUCUGUUCCUAAAAAUAAAUUUCGGAAAUGUAA
Molecule: messenger RNA, 1192 nt
Organism: Cynoglossus semilaevis (tongue sole)
Lineage: Eukaryota; Metazoa; Chordata; Actinopteri; Pleuronectiformes; Cynoglossidae
Gene: bag1
Product: BCL2 associated athanogene 1
Exons: 7
Coding region: 125-748 (207 amino acids)
Biological process (GO): protein stabilization
Cellular component (GO): cytosol; cytoplasm; nucleus
Molecular function (GO): adenyl-nucleotide exchange factor activity; protein-folding chaperone binding
Source: RefSeq, a predicted model, not a curated record